GGAAGACAAGUCGUUUUCCACCAAUGAUGCAUCAUCAGAUGUCCCCUGAUGGCAGGUCUUCUGGUGCCCAUUUUCCAAGGUCUCACCUGGCAGAGGCAGUUGCCAAGGCCAAGGGUGGUGGAGGUGGUGGAGGAGGAGGUGGCAGUGGGAGAGGUCUCGUGGGGCAGAUCAUACCCAUUUAUGGAUUUGGAAUCCUUUUAUACAUACUGUACAUUCUGUAUAAGCUCUCUUCCAAGGGAAAAACCACUACAGUGGAGAGGAAAUCUCCUUCUCCUAUACCUGGAAACAUGAAUAGGAAAAUCACUGACUAUGAGCUCACACAACUACAAGAAAAGCUGAGAGAGACUGAGGAGGCUAUGGAAAAAUUAAUCAAUAGAGUAGGACCUAAUUGUGACAGCAGGGCCCAAAAUGUUACAACAGACCAGGAAAAGAGAUUACUCCAGCAGCUCCGAGAGAUCACUAGGGUCAUGAAGGAAGGUAAACUCAUAGAUGGCAUCUCUCCAGAGAAGGAAGCUGAAGAAGCUCCUUAUAUGGAGGAUUGGGAAGGUUAUCCAGAAGAGACCUAUCCUGUCUAUGAUAAUUCUGAUUGCUUCAAGCAUAGACAGGACACAAUACUUGUGGAUUACCCUGAUCUGAACGAGCCCUCUGCUGAAGAGAUAGCUGAAAGAAUGGAGGUUAUGGAAGAUGAGGAUUAUUUGUGUAGUGAAACUUUACUGUCUGAUCUCACUACAGAGUGUGAACGCCAUGAUAUGGGACAGAAAAAGGACCAGCAGAUCAGCUUCAGUGACCAAGGUGGUGUCCUCCAUCACAGCCAUAACUUUGAGAAGUGCUACUGUUGCCACUAUGAGGAUGAUCCUGCUGUCAUAGCAGAGAAUGCUGGGUUCCAUGCUGACAGCUGCAGUGAGGCUGAAGACACAGCCAAAGAUGAUCUCUUCAUGGAUUCUGACAACGAAAAUGCAGGACUGAAAAGCCAAAAAGCCAAUGAUCCAGAUGCAGUAGGCACACUGAGAAAGCGAAACACAAAGGGACUUGAGUAA
Messenger RNA from Emys orbicularis (European pond turtle), 1037 nucleotides. RefSeq names its product RIC3 acetylcholine receptor chaperone (gene RIC3). The transcript is spliced from 5 exons. NCBI's taxonomy places the organism in Eukaryota, Metazoa, Chordata, Testudines, Emydidae. Gene Ontology annotation, cellular component: neuron projection; neuronal cell body; intracellular membrane-bounded organelle. The record is from RefSeq and is a predicted model, not a curated record. Gene Ontology annotation, biological process: protein localization to cell surface; synaptic transmission, cholinergic. Bases 24 to 1037 code for a protein of 337 amino acids.